Ylistrum balloti is the source of this 4005-nucleotide messenger RNA. Its product is annotated as myosin-1B-like. Lineage: Eukaryota; Metazoa; Mollusca; Bivalvia; Pectinida; Pectinidae. The transcript is spliced from 28 exons. The record is from RefSeq and is a predicted model, not a curated record. Bases 1 to 4005 code for a protein of 1334 amino acids.
AUGGCUACGAAAGAAAAAGUAAAGAAGAAGGCAAAGCAUUUUGGAGAACAAAAGGAUGAUGAAAGGCCAGGUAGUGCCCAUAGUCAGAUCAGUGUGAAGGAAGCAGAAACAACAAAAGACAACACUGGGGACAGUGGUGCACAAGAGAAGUUUAUUGAAGAUGAGAACAAGCAGGAGAAAGAUGAGACAACAAAACAGAGAGAUAAAAAUAAGCCAAGUCCUUCUGGUACACCACAAAAACAAAAAGCUAGCCCUAUGGGUACUCCACAGAAAAGCAAGAAUCGUGAUAGUACCCCAAGUAAAAAGAACAAAGUUGAGGGAACUCCGAAGAAAGGUGGGAAAAAGAGCCCAGGUGUACCAGAAAGAUCACCAAGCCCUGCUCUCUCGCUGGUGCCUUCAGAAGAUACAAGAAGAUCUCCAUCACCAUACCGCAAAAAUAAAGUAGAUCCAAGAACCAGAGCUAUAGAAAUGGGGAGUGCUGUAUCUAUCAAAACUACAUCAACUGUCAAAGGUUUGGAUAGGACAAGCUUGGGAAGCAAGGAUGAGGAAAUCUCUCAGAAUGCAUACAUUCCUUACCUCUAUGCAAGGCGAUGUAUAGCUAAGGUUGUUGAUGACCUAAAGAACAUGAAGCACAACCACAUCAGGAUUGUAGGUGACAUACAGACACAGUACAAGGAGAUUGAGGAUGAAACACAGUCCCAGUUCAACAUCUUCGUCUUUGCCCUGAGAGAUCAGUAUUCUAACAAGGUGCAGACGUUUAAACAGGUGAUUGAUGUGCAUCGUGUAGACUUACAGAACAAGGAGGCUUACUGGAAUGAAAUGCUAGCAAGUUUAGCUGAGAGAAACAACAGACUUCUCAAAGACAAGAAAGUACUACUCAUCCAGAACAAAGUAGAGAUAGAGAGAUUAGAGAAAGAAAAGAUGGAGAUGCAGACAGAGCUAACACAACAGCUGGAUAAAUCCAAUGCUGCUCUGAUCGCAGUGGAGAAAGACACUAGUACUGCUGAUGAAUUGAAGGCUGUGGUUGUCCAGCUUGAUGCUCAGAAAGCUGAAGUUGCAAGACUUGAAGCAGAGCUGGCUGCUAGCAAAACUGUAGGUGCAACUGCUGUGACUGCUGCUGCAGUCGUAGCAACCAAAGACACAGAGUCCAUCCAAGAGGAACAGAAGGAAGUCGCGAAAACGACCGCUCCUUUGAUGGCAGCUGCUGUGAUCAGUGAUAACGAGAAAUCAAAGAUUGCUAAUGAAAGAGACCAAAUGGAAGAUGAGAGACAAAAGUACGAUGAUGAAAGGAGGAUGAUGGAAGAAGAUAGAAUGGGGUUUGACAAUCAGCGCCAAGAAUGGCUUGAUGAGAUCAAAGCCCUUCAACUUGCCGUAGCCGUCAACACCAAAGAGAGUGCUGAGUGGAAAGCCAAGUACACAGGAAUGAAGACACAGCUAGAAGAUAGCGCAACACUACAUGCUAAGUACAAAGCCUUGGAGGACCAGUAUAUGGCUAUGGCUGCCAUUGUUGCUGCAUCAGACUCCUCCAAGAAACAUGCUGAGGAGAAUGCUAAGAAGACUAAAGAGGAGAAGAAUAUGAUGGUAGUGGAGCAGGACAGGACAGACAAUGAAAUACAACAGUGGGAGGAAGACUUCGUCCAGAAGAAUGGCCGGCCUGCCACAGAUGAUGAAAAGCCAGAUUCUGUGAAGGAGUUAUAUGUUCAGAAGGAAGAAUUAGCUACCAUGGUGAAUACACUUGACAAGAAGUUAGAUACAUUUUCAAAAGUGGAAAAAGGAAAAAUUCCAGAUCCUCCUGAAGUACCUCCAGUUCCUAUUGUUGUCAAGGAUCCGGAAGUACAGAUGGUUGAGGUAAGAGUGCCAGAUCCAGCCUUAGUGACGCAGUUGGAGGCAUCCUAUGAUGAGAUCCGUAAGUUGAGAGAACAGAUAUCAGCUCUGCAGCAGGAAAACCUGACCCAGAGCUCUCAGAUUUCUCAGCAGAAUGAAGAACUGUCCAAGCAGAGAGAUCGCAUUAGUGAACUGGAGCUGGAAAUAGCUGCAUUGAAGGCUGCAGCUGGAGCUGCUGCAGCUGCUGGAGCUAGCAGUGCUGAACUGGAUGAAUUGAAGAAAGAAAACAGGGAAAUGAAGAAGGACAUGAAGAAGUUGCUUAAAAAGCUAGAGAAGAACAAGACAGAAAGUGAUCCAACAACUGUUGAAUCACCAGAACAAAAGAUUUCAACCUUGGAGGACAAAAUCACUGAUCUUGAGUCUGAAAAUGAGGGUUUGCUGGAGGACAAGAAUAAGCUGAUUUCUGAGAGAAAUAAUCUGCUGGAACAAAUGACAGCACUACAGCUCCAGGUAGCUACAGCAGAGACAGCAGCCCAUGUAGGUACAAGUGAACCAAGUGCACCGAUAGUUCCUGUAGCAGCACCAGUCCCUGUACAGUCCAGUCGUGGUGGACAGGAGUGUUCUGUGCCUGGCCAUGCCGACCUGGUGGAACAGUUAGAGAAAAAGACAGAGGAGAUAGCAGAGAAGGACAUCAGAAUACAAGAUCAAGAACAGCGUAUCUCUGACAAAAUACAGGAGAUUGAGAAGAUCAAGAGUGAACUAAAGGAGAUGAGGAAGGACAUGAUGAAAAUGGCCAAACAGCAUAGCAAACUUCAGCUCAAGCUCAAAGAUCUGGCUGAGUUUGAGAAAACCAAAAAAUUGUUGGCAGCUGUAGCUAAAUAUGUACAUGAGAUACAUGGUGAGAAUCCUGAUGCAGCCAAUGGUGUAGUUACCAAACUGACCCUGGUUACUGCUGAUGUGGCUUCAGCUAGGUCUCCUUAUGACCAAAGCCAGAAAGCUGUGGAUACAUGGGAGGAGAAAUACAAGAAAAAGAAUGGAAAAGCUUCUGGUGAAAAAGACAGGGAUGCUGAAGGGAAAAAGGUUUAUGCUGCCAUGGAAGAAAAGAAGACAGUGCUAGAUGAUUCCAAAAUAAAUAUGGAAGCUCUUCAGAUUAUGAAGACAGGGGACUACAUUGCUCCAGUGUCUCGUCAAGUUUCCUCAGUACAGGAUAUUAAAGUGGUGGAACAGAUUGAACACCAGAUGUCAGCAAUGGACAACAAAGUGUCUGACUUGGAGACAGAGAACGAUGAACUGAAGAAAGAGCGAAGUCAGAUGGCUGCCAAGAUGAAGGACCUGGAAACCAAAUUGGAGGAGGCCAAGAAUCAGGCAGAACUCCAGACCACCCUAGCUAUGGGUACCAACACAGAGGAAUUGUCGGAACAGAUCACCCGCCUCCAGUCUCAGGUAACAAGUUUGGACACAGCUUUGUCUCAGGAAAAAGCUGCACACCAAAACACCAAGGAUGAGCUCGAAAACCUCCACAAGCAGAUGGCUGUGUUACGAGAGGAGACAAAUAAUGAGAAGGCUGACAUCAAAGCUAAAAUAGACAGCAACAACAAAACAUCCAAGGCUAUCAUUAAGGCUAUGGAACAGGAGCUGGACAAGUCCAAGACUCGAAUUGAUGAGUUGGAGAAGGAAAGACUGGCCAACGUACCGAUGGACACAGCCAAGGAAAUAAAAAAUCUACAGACUAAGAUUGCAGCCCUUGAGAAGGAGAAGACUACCUCAGGUACAGCAGCUGCUGGACUAACUGGUCAGUUGUCUGAACUACAGACCAAGCUAGACAGUGCUAACAAAAAUCUGGAGAGCCAGCGAGCGGCAAAUAGGGAUCUGGAGGCCAAGUUUAAGAAUGCUAAAACAGAAAAGGAUAAGGCUGUGAGAGAUGCAGUGUCAGCACAGGAAAAGAAGGACCAGACCAGAAUCAACGAUGACAAAAAACGGAUCAAUGCACUCGAGAAAAGGAUCAAGGAGCUGGAAUCUGCUGGAGUAAAACCAGGCAUUGGUGCUGUAGUAGCAGGGGGUAAGGGUGGUACCUCUGAUGCUGCAGUGAAGGCUAUGAGAGAACAAAUGACCAAAAUCAAACAAGAGAACAAUGAGCUGAACAUGCGACUCAAACAACUGGAAAUGGACAUGAAGCGGUGA